AUGUCAAAUCAAUUCGAACCGUUGAAGAACGAUCUUCUUCUAAGAGCUGCUAAGGGGGAGAGAGUUGAAAGGCCGCCUAUAUGGAUUAUGCGACAAGCUGGAAGGUACCUUCCCGAGUACCAUGAAGCGAAAGGCUCCCGCGAUUUCUUCGAAUGCUGUCGUGAUCCCGAGGUCGCAUCGACCUUGACUCUCCAGCCCAUUGAACGGUAUGCGGGCCUCAUCGACGCCGCGAUUAUCUUCUCGGAUAUUCUCGUUAUCCCGCAAGCCAUGGGUAUGACUGUCGAAAUGAUAGACAAAAAGGGCCCCAGCUUCCCGGAACCAUUGCAGUCGCCUGACGAUGGACAAUACGAGAAAGUGAUGGCGAAGGAAGUGGAUGUCAAAGCAGAGCUGGACUACGUCUAUAAAGCUAUCACACUCACAAGGCAGAAAUUGAAGGGUAGGGUUCCGCUGAUUGGAUUUUGCGGGGCACCGUGGACGCUACUGUGCUAUAUGGUGGAAGGGGGGGGCAGCAAGAUGUUCAUCCAGUCGAAAACGUGGCUGUACAAGUAUCCCGAGGCGUCGAAGGCGUUGCUGCAGAAGAUUGCUGAGAUCUGUGUGGAGUAUCUCGCGUUGCAAGUGGCAGCUGGAGCGCAAUUAGUGCAAGUUUUUGAUUCCUGGGCUGGAGAACUGUCACCCGCCUCGUUUUCUGAAUUCGCUCUCCCUUAUCUGCGGUAUAUCGCGACAAACCUACCGAAGAGAACAUCCGAACUUGGAUAUGAGCCUGCCCCGAUGACCGUGUUCGCUAAGGGUGCGUGGUACGCGUUGGAUGACUUGUGUCAGUCCGGAUAUAACGUUGUGGGCCUUGAUUGGCUCCAUGAUCCUGCGCAAGCAGCCCGGAUUGCAAAUGGAAGAGUCACCCUCCAAGGAAAUGCAGACCCUGGAUGUUUAUAUGGCUCUAAAGAAGCUAUCACUGCCGUGGUUGAGAACAUGGUUGCGGGAUUCUGGGGUGGGAAACAACGGUGGAUAGUGAACCUGGGACAUGGUGUCACUCCAUUUGUCGAUCCAGAAAAGCUGAAAUUCUUCUUCCAAGAGGUCCACCGUCUAACUGCUUCUUCCUGA
This is a messenger RNA of Uncinocarpus reesii 1704, 1098 nucleotides long. RefSeq names its product uroporphyrinogen decarboxylase. Gene Ontology annotation, molecular function: uroporphyrinogen decarboxylase activity. The coding region runs from base 1 to 1098 and encodes 365 amino acids. The transcript is spliced from 4 exons. The record is from RefSeq and is a predicted model, not a curated record. Lineage: Eukaryota; Fungi; Ascomycota; Eurotiomycetes; Onygenales; Onygenaceae. Gene Ontology annotation, biological process: heme biosynthetic process. Gene Ontology annotation, cellular component: cytosol.